ACUUGGCAGUCAAUUUUGACAGUGAAGAAUACGUUUUGGACUCAUGUCGAUGCUACAUAGGCUGUUUUCUAAAUGAGAAGCUGGUUUUUAGGGGCGGAUGCUAUUUAAAGAGAAAGACGUUGCUAGUUAAGAUGAACUGUUAUUGCUUCACUGUGCUGACCACAUGCGUGAUGUUAUCAAAUCAUUAUUUAGAAUUAAAGCCAAGCUGGUGUUUGACAUUAACUCACCGCCUGUCAGAGAGCAUGGGAGAAAUUAUAUUUCUCCUGAUUCUGGCGCUUCUCAAGGUCUAUGGUCAUGGAGCGCCACAGAAAGGUACUACUGUGUGUGUUUUUCUGGGUUUAUUGACUACUGGUGCCACUCAACAAUGCUUGGACAUAGACGAGUGUGUUAAGUUCCCAGAUAUUUGUGGGAAAUCGGGAACCUGUCGUAAUCAGGGUUGUAGCUACCUGUGCCAUUGUCCCAAUGGAUUUAGGAACUCUGGCGACAGACAAACUCMGUGUGUAGAGAAARACAAGUGUGUUGAGAUCCCAAAUAUUUGUGGGAAAUGGGGAACCUGUCUUAAUCARGAGGGUAGCUACCUGUGCCAGUGUCCCAAUGGAUUUAGGAACUCUGGCGACAGACAAACUUUGUGUGUAGACAUUGACGAGUGUAAUACAGACGGAGUAUGUGGAAAGGGGGGCAUCUGUCAAAACCUGAAUGGCAGUUACUGGUGCCAGUGUCCUGCUGGAUUUACUAACUUUGGCAAAAACCAAACGAAGUGUGUAGAGCUUAAUUGUGACCAGUAUGAAACACAGCCCGGACAGACUCUACCAGGCUUUGAUAGUUUCUUGUCUCUGUUGAGAAACAACUGUUUGGUGUUGAACAACUCUACGUUGUCUGGACCUACAAGACCGCUGCCAACUGGAGAUGUGCUUUUGACAUUACUGGUUAAUACCACGGAUGUUCUUCAACUGGACCUCCAGUCCAAUGGUCACCGUAGUAGCAGUGAAGUGACUAAGUUACUGAGAACCAUUGAAAUCUCGAUCAGACUGAUCGCUCCACUGCUGACAGAGAACGUGACCAGGAUAGAGACCAACCACACAGAGGUUGAGAUUAUGGUGAGGAGAGACAAGACUUCACCUAAAGGACCAGUCAGCCUGACCAAUGAGAACACUCAACUUGACACCACCUGGGAGACGGUAGUCGGAGAUGACCAGAAUUACCCAGGGUUUGCGUUUGUCAUUCUGCUCAGCUAUAAGAAUCUGGAUAGUCUGAAGGACAGCACUUCUCAUCAGAGCCAGCAGCUCAUGUCAAGUGCUGCGACGGUGUCCGUUAGCAACUCCAACACAACAAACCUGCCCCAACCGGUUAAUCUCACYUUCAAUCACCUGCAGUCCAGUGACGUUGACCCCACCUGUGUUUAUUGGUCGGAUGAGAAUGGACCGGGGGUGUGGUCUGGGCGGGGUUGCACCUCAGUGAUGUCAAACUCCAACCAAACAGUGUGCUCCUGCAACCAUCUCAGCACAUUCGCUCUGCUGAAGGGAAUCCAUCAGAGAAAG
Messenger RNA from Salvelinus sp. IW2-2015, 1538 nucleotides. Its product is annotated as adhesion G protein-coupled receptor E5. The record is from RefSeq and is a predicted model, not a curated record. Gene Ontology annotation, molecular function: calcium ion binding. Lineage: Eukaryota; Metazoa; Chordata; Actinopteri; Salmoniformes; Salmonidae.